GCGCAGCAAGUGUUUAGGGUUUCGGCUCCUUCGAUUUUUAGGGUUUUAAGAAAAUUUUUUAGGGUUUUAUCAGAACGCUUUGGGAGGAAAUACGAUGGCUGGGAUGGAAAAUUCGCAGGAGCUUCAGCGAUUUCUUGAGCAAGAGAAGCAGAAAGCCAUGAUCAGCGAGAUGGUUGGGAAACUCACAAGUGUAUGCUGGGACAAAUGCAUCACUGGCAGUCCAGGCAGCAAGUUUAGCUCCAGCGAGACCAGCUGCCUUACGAGCUGCGCGCAGAGGUAUAUGGACAUGAGCAUCAUAAUCAUGAAGCGUUUUCAGUCAAUGUAGUGUGCUUGGCUUAUGAAUUUCCUGUUCGAUCGUUUACUUCUGCCAACUUUAUUAAUCUGUUAUUGAUGAGAUUUGAUAAUUAUCUGAUGAAUUAUCUGCAUGAUCCGAUGAAUUAUUCAUAGAAGUUGAUUUAGUUUGUUAUGUGUAUUUAUGUUCUUGUUUGCUCUCAGCUGCCGUUUUAGGAAUGAGUAUGAAAUUAAGGGUCGUUUGGUGUUU
Messenger RNA from Dioscorea cayenensis subsp. rotundata (Guinea yam), 541 nucleotides. RefSeq names its product mitochondrial import inner membrane translocase subunit TIM8. NCBI's taxonomy places the organism in Eukaryota, Viridiplantae, Streptophyta, Magnoliopsida, Dioscoreales, Dioscoreaceae. The record is from RefSeq and is a predicted model, not a curated record. Bases 95 to 325 code for a protein of 76 amino acids. The transcript has 2 exons.